Cetraspora pellucida is the source of this 660-nucleotide messenger RNA. The record is from the annotation of a GenBank genome assembly. NCBI's taxonomy places the organism in Eukaryota, Fungi, Glomeromycota, Glomeromycetes, Diversisporales, Gigasporaceae.
AUGUAUUCUAAUGUUGCCUCUGCUUUGACAUCUACUUGCAAAUCAUCAACAGCAUCAAUAGAAAUUGAACAAAUGGAAAUAAAACCAAUAAAAGUAAAGUUAAUAAAAAUAGAAUUAACAGAGGUGAAAUUAAUGAAUAUAGAAUCAGCAGAAUUGAAGUUAACAAAGAUAGAAUCAAUAGAUAUAAAAUUAGUAGAAUUGGAGUUAACAAAAAUAGAAUCAGCAAAUGUAUUAGUAGAAAUUGAUGAGAAAACAAAAAUAAGACUAGCAAUUACAAAAUUAAAUAGGAUGUUAAAAAAGGAUAACAAUCAAAUAGAUAAAGGUGUAAGGGUUUAUUUGCAAGCAUUAUUGCAAUAUUUACAAUUAAGAUACUAUUAUGGCACAAAAUUGGAUAAAAUGAUAAAAGAUAAUUAUGAUAAAUUUACAAAGGUAUUAAGCCUUAUUGAUAAUAAGAGAAUUUCUAUAAAGUUUAGUAUGAAUCCUAAAGUUUUAAAAAAAUAUGUAGAAAAUAAGAAAUUAGAACCUGUUUUUAUUAAAUAUGAUAACAAAGAUCUCACUAAACUAGUAGAAAAAAAUAUUCCUCUUAAAAAAAAGCAGCAUUGUGUAAUAACAUAUAAUGAGACUACAUUAGUUACAAAUAAUGAUGAGAAAACAGAAUGA